Molecule: messenger RNA, 3536 nt
Organism: Culex quinquefasciatus (southern house mosquito)
Lineage: Eukaryota; Metazoa; Arthropoda; Insecta; Diptera; Culicidae
Gene: Rnb
Exons: 3
Coding region: 123-3317 (1064 amino acids)
Biological process (GO): anatomical structure morphogenesis
Cellular component (GO): cytosol
Molecular function (GO): protein binding
Source: RefSeq, a predicted model, not a curated record
UCACUUCUGGCAGCCCUGCUUUUGACAGAUGUUGGUGAAAAAGUCGUGUUCGCUUCGUGGCUGGAAAAGAAAAUCCGUUUUUGCUCCGGUAAACCGUUCCGCGCGAGCCGCCCCGUACCGCCAUGGACCGCGGCCAAGUGGCCAGCCUGCUGGAGGACGUGCGGGGAGGCCCGGAAAAGGCCACCCUGUACCGUAAGCUGGUGAAAAUCCGCACGGACGUCAUCGGGACGGAGGCGGGGGUGGAGACGUUCUACGCGCUCGGCGGAAUCCGUCUGCUGGUGGGGCUAAUGGCCAAACCGUACGAGAAGGUGCUCGAGGUGGUGCUGUCCAUCCUGGGGAACUGCUGCAUGCGGAAGGACUGUGCGAAACAGGCCCACGAACAUGGCAUCCUGACGCCGUUGAUAUCGAUCAUUUCCAACAUUCCCAAUCCGGCGAUCCAGUGCCGCGGAUGUCGCCUGCUUGGGAACCUUGCCCAGUUUCCGGCGAUCACGUACGUCAUCGGGAAGGAUUGCUCCAACACGUCGUACGCCCUGACCGCGAUUCUGUCCGAGUCGAACAACACUGCGGUGCUGAUAAUGGCCAUCCGUGCCAUCCGGCAGCUGUGGAACGAAAAGUCAAUCCGAAAUAUGAUGAUCUCGCAGGGGUGUAUCAAGAAAAUCGUUGGGUUGUUGCUGAAAUUCGCGCGGAAUGAGGCGAAGGCGUUGGAGUGCACUUCUGACGAGGAGCCGCAAGCGGACGAAACUGAAAAGGUGGUCAUAAAGCGGAUGCAUGCGCCGGAUCGGACCGUGACGAGGGAAAAGUUUAAGAACAUUGUUCGGCACAUGGAAAACAGCCACCACUGCGAUAUCGUUGGCUAUCAGGUGAUCAAGAGCUACCGCUGGAAGGAUUCGCAGGACUUUAAGAUGCCGGAAGCGAAAGAAACGGUUGAGCUGUUUAUCGGGAUUUUGAAGUGUUUGCAGAUGGUCACGACGACGAUCAGUGCCCAGGUGGCGCAGGAGGUGUACGACGAGGACGGGUGCGGCAUGAAGUGCUUAGUGUUCCUUUGUUCGGAGACCAGUCAGUUCCGGGCGUUGGCACUGAAGAUCAUCUUCAAUUUGGCUUCGAAUCCGGACGCGAUCGACAAGCUGACGGCGUGUGACGUGAUCACGAUGACGAGUGAUUUGAUCAUGUAUGCCAAUUUGGACAGCUCGGAGAAGCGGUUCUGUACUAGUGUAAUAUGCUUACUAGCGAAGGAAGCUUGCAACCGUGGCCAUAUCCGGCGCAGCGGAGCGCUGCAAGCGUUGAUGAAACUAGCUAAACAAUGCUUGGAAAAGCGAGAACUCAGUAUGAUCCUGUACGCUCUCUAUCAGUAUCGCUUCGACAACCUCAGCUUUGACAUUCUGUUGAGCAACGGACUGGUGAGCUUCCUGGUGGGUGUACUGAACGAUAUUAUCUCGGAGAAACAGGUUAGCCACAUAAAACAUGACGACGAGGAGACGAUGAGUACCAGCGUCUACUCGAAGCGACGAUCAAGCAGCCAGAAAGCCAGUCAAAAGAAGCGCAGUGAUGAACUGUUCAACUACAAAAGCUCAAACUACUACCGCCAGUCAAAGAUGGCCAAGCUAGAUCCAUACUGCUCGGCUCCGGAAUCCCCGGAAAGUGGCUACGCCAGCACCAGCACUCGAAACCCCUCAAGCCUCACCUCCAGCCCGGCCCGAAUCGAUGAUCUCGAGGAAGACCUUGACGACAACGACAUCUACUCACCGGUCUGCAGCGACACCGAGGACGACCCGCCUCCCCCAGACGAGCCGGAACCCUCCAGCAGCCAACCGGAACCCGCAGAUGAAACCGAAGAAACUCGCGCCGCCAGCGAGUUCGACAUCCUAGCCUACCUCUACGACGACAACUCGAACACGUAUCUAGCAAACGAGAUGGCCGCCGCAGAUUUGGAGUGCGACGGUGGCGCCGUAGAAGAACCGCAACCGACGGCGACAUCUCGAGGCGAAAAGCGAUCGCGCAACCAGGUCAGCUUCGACGACACCAUCGACGAUAACGAAAUCCACGACAUCGAGCUGGAAAUCGUUUCGUCGAAGGCGUUCGAGAAGAACGCGAUGCAGCCGAUUCUGACGCUGCUGUGGUCGAUUUCCAAGUCGCACCGGGGGUUGGAGUUUGUCCAGCCGGACACGUUGGCGACGCUGCUCAAGAUUUGCAAGCUGUCGAAGAAGCCGCGGAGUAGGGCGUACCAGAUCAUUGCGAACAUCAUAAAACACGUGGACCACUUUUUGCCGCUGCUGAAGCAGGACUUUGUGUUUCGGCUGCACGAGUUCAAGGUGCCGCACACGGCGCAUUCGCGCUGCUGGAGCUGCGAUGAGAUGAAAUCCGCCUGCAACGAGCUGAUGUCGCUGUUUGGCAACAUUGCCGAGACGGGGUACGGCCAGGGCGAAAUAGCGCACAUUCUGCGCACCGCCGAGCGAACCCAGCAGCUGCAGGUGUCCAUCAUUGUGACGUUCGUGAUCCGGGACGCGAAGCUGCUGCACAAGCUGCUGUUCGACAUGAAGAUCCUGAACACUGUGAUGAACAUAAUUUUGAACGAAAACGAUGAGGGGGCAGAGGAGCUUCACGAUCAGCGCCUGAGUGCGGCGGCCGGCGCGGGAAUUACGACGUUGGCGCAGAAUCUGUGCAUUUGCGGCGAGGAAGAGGACACGGGAACGCCAAGCGAAACGCUGGAGGCAAAGGAGUUUGACAAUACGCUCACGAUCUGCGAUGAAGGUAGCGCUGAGGAGAAGGUCACUUUUAUGGUGACGAACGCGGCGGGGGUUGUGGAAAGUGUCCGCGUGAAUAAAUCCUUGUUGAUUCAGGGCAGUGACGUGUUUGAGCGGAUGUUCGACGGGGAUCACUUUGUGGAGGCCAAGAACAAUGAGGUACAUUUGAAGGAGGCCAUCAGCGUUGAUGGGUUGAAGUACUUUUUCUACCUGAUACGGCUUCAGACGGUGAACAAGCUGACGGGGAUGGCGCCACCGCCGAAAGUGAUCGGUUCCAGCCUGGACGCGCUCAGUUUGUCCCAGAAGUACAUGCUGCCGGUGGUGGAACGGUCCGUCCAGAACAUUAUCAAGACCCUGCUCAACGACGACUGUGUGUUGAACGUGUUCGAGUGGUCGCUCAAGAACUACAACCAGGAGCUGCUGGUGGCGUCCACGUACUACUUUCUGUACGCGGACAUUAGUGGCGCGGCCAAGUGUAAGCUGUUCCGAGCUGCGAACAAAUCCCCCUACCAGAAAGAGUGGCGCCGGUUGAUGAACGAAACGAUUCUGUUCCGAGUGCAGCCAAAUUUAGAGUAGAUUAACAGAGUGUUCACCUUUAACACGCAUUACGUUUUCCUAUUAUGUUAAUAGACACUAACUUAAAGUUGUUUUGCUAUACUUGUUUAUUGCUGUGCUAGAUGUAUUUAUUUGUAACGCUGCCGGGAUUCUGAUGGAACAAACUGAAGUUUAUCUUUUACACGCAUUCCAACAGAUAUACAAAUAUUAAAGCUCUACCCUAAUUGUGAAUUCUUUUAA